GUGAAAGCUUUUACUCACAGGUUGUCGUAACGUGAUCUUCGACGACUACACUUAAAGAAUUGUGGAUCAAAUACAUGGAUUUUCGUCCAGAAUGAAGUUGAUCAUUUUCUUAAUCUUCAUACCUUUGGUUCAUUCAGAGUUGCACACCUUCAUGACCACAUACACUGGAAUAACAGGCCAGACAUUUACAGGAACUCCAGAGUUUUCUGCUGUAACUACACUGGACGGACAUCAGAUUGAUUAUUAUGACAGUGACAUAAAGAGGAUGAUUCCCAAACAGGACUGGAUGGAGGAGUUUGUAUCUAAAAACACGUGGAGAGAAGACACUGAGACCAGAAAACAUGUGCAGCAGAUCUACAUAAACAACAUUCGUGUUCUAAUGAAGAGAUUCAGUCAGUCACAAGGUGUUCAUACGUAUCAGAGGGUGUAUGGAUGUGAGUGGGAUGAUGAGACUGAAGAAUCACAAGGGUUUGAUGAGUACAGUUAUGAUGGACGGGAUUUCAUCUCACUGGGCGUGAAGGAGCGAACAUACACUGCACAUGUACCACAGGCAGAUCCCACAGUGGAGAAGUGGAAUAAUGAUAAAGAACAGCUUACACUUCUGAAACGAUACUACAAACAUGAGUGUGUUUACUGGCUGACAUAUUUCUUGGAGUUAAGGAAAGCGGGUUUCAAGAGAAGAGGACCUACACAAGAUUACACAGUGGUGUAUGUGACGGGAGUACUGGUUAUUUGUGCUUUUGUACUAAUGAAGCAAGGUACUUUGCAGAAACUAAGGAGGUUUUUACUCAAUGAACCCUAUUACUACAACCGGUUGAACAGCAGAUCGAAGCCUCACACCUUCAUCACCUUUUACACUGAAAUAAGUGGAAAGAUGAUUGCAGGAAUCCCAGAGUUUUCUGCUGUAACUACACUGGAUUAUCAACAGAUUGAUUAUUAUGACAGUGACACAAUGGAGCUGAUUCCCAGAAAGGACUGGAUGAAGGAUUUUGCAUCUAAAGACAUGUGGAAGAAAUACACUGAGAUCAGAGAAAAAGUACAGCAGAUCUAUAAACUCAACAUUCAUGAUCUAAUGAAGCAAUUCAAUCAGUCACCUUCUUCAGGUCUUCACACAUAUCAGAGGAUGUAUGGAUGUGAUUGGGAUGAUGAGACUGGAGUCUCACAAGGGUUUGAUCAGCACAGUUAUGAUGGACAGGAUUUCAUCUUUCUGGACCUGAAGGAGUUCAGAUACUUCACAUAUGUGCCGCAGGGAGUUCAGACAAUGCAGAAGUGGAAUAAUGACAGAGCACAGCGUUUAUUACUAAACCAAUACUUUGAUUAUGAGUGUGUUCACUGGCUGAAAGAGUUCUUGAGGUUAAGGAAAGCAGAUUUAAAGAGAACCGCUCCUCGGGUGUCUCUGUUACGGAAGGAUCCCUCCUCUCCACUAGUCAUGUGUCAUGCCACAGGUUUCUACCCAUCAGGAGUCACUAUUAACUGGUUUAAAAAUGGACAGGAUCAUCAUGAGGAUGUGGAUCUUGGAGAGCUUCUGCCAAAUGAGGACGAGACCUUCCAGAAGACAUCUACUCUUGAUGUUACUCCAGACGAGUGGAAGAAUGACCAGUACACUUGUGUGGUGGAGCACCAGGGAGAAACCAUCCAGAAGAAUCUGACUGAGGAUGAGAUCAAGACUAACUACAGACCGCCCCCCUGGUGGAGAAAACUAUUCUUUCCUUCUGCUGCCAGUGAUUUUAGCAGGACCUACAGAAACACACAUGUACUUCUGUGUGUGAUGGGAGGAUUCAUGUUUGUACUGUAGUCCGUAUGAAAAGCUAAAGUGUGAGCAGACGAUCUGUCAGAAUGAAAAGCAGAGCUACAGUGACAAAUGUUUUUCCAAUCUUUCUCCAGAUUUCAGUC
Megalobrama amblycephala (Wuchang bream) is the source of this 1893-nucleotide messenger RNA. RefSeq lists its product as uncharacterized. NCBI's taxonomy places the organism in Eukaryota, Metazoa, Chordata, Actinopteri, Cypriniformes, Xenocyprididae. Gene Ontology annotation, biological process: immune response. Gene Ontology annotation, cellular component: external side of plasma membrane. The transcript has 11 exons. The coding region runs from base 92 to 1795 and encodes 567 amino acids. The record is from RefSeq and is a predicted model, not a curated record.